Messenger RNA from Nothobranchius furzeri (turquoise killifish), 1457 nucleotides. It is a transcript of the gene stx17, whose product is annotated as syntaxin 17. Gene Ontology annotation, molecular function: SNAP receptor activity; SNARE binding. The record is from RefSeq and is a predicted model, not a curated record. Gene Ontology annotation, biological process: vesicle fusion; intracellular protein transport; vesicle-mediated transport. NCBI's taxonomy places the organism in Eukaryota, Metazoa, Chordata, Actinopteri, Cyprinodontiformes, Nothobranchiidae. Gene Ontology annotation, cellular component: endomembrane system; SNARE complex; autophagosome membrane.
UAAAUGUUCUCCGGUUGCUGUUUGAAGUCGGAAACUUUUCGUGGAUGCACCGAAUGAGAGUUGUUUACAUGGAAGUUUCUGUUAGUAGAAACUACAACAGCGGUCUUUAAAACUAACAAAUGUCGCUGAAAGUAGACUUUAUGGACAGAAUGGAGGCUCCGGCGGGAUUUUAGUGGAUUUAAACGAGUCUUGUCGCUGCGUGGGCACAGUGAGAGGAAGGUGUUGGCUGUGGGCACUCGGCAGGACACAUGGCAGAGGAAGGCAACAAGCUGACACUGAGGCGCCUGGAGGCUCCCGUCCACAAGUUCAUUAAAGUGGCUCUUCCCACGGACCUGGAGAGGCUGCAGAAACACCACAGCAACAUUCUGAAGUAUCAGCAAAACCAGCAGUGGGACCGCCUCCACCAGGAGCACAUUAACGCCAGCAGAACCGUUCAGCAACUGAGAGCAAACAUCAGAGAGAUGGAGAAGCUGUGCGGUCGGGUCCGUCCUGAAGAUGCCGAGGCUCUGGAAGCUCUGGUCAAGCCGGUCAGAACCAGAGCGUCCAUCGCCGCACAAGACUUCCUGCUUAUGCACUCUAACCCAGCAGCACAGCUCACCUCUGCAGCAGCAGCAGCCUCACGUCCACACAGCUGUCACACAGCUGGAUACGAGGGGGGAAACCUACCGACCAACAGGCAGCUCCAGCUUCAGCUUCCUGAAAUCCCCGCUGAUCAGAGUGCAGCUGAGUCCUGGGAGAACCUGGAAGAGGACCUGAAGGAGCUGAGCGGUUUGGUGACCGAGUUCUCUCUGCUUGUCCAUUCCCAGCAGGAGAAGAUUGACAGCAUAGAGGACAACGUCAACACAGCCACGGCCAAUGUGGAGGAGGGGACCAAGAGCCUGGGGAAGGCGGUGGGAUACAAGAUGGCGGUGCUGCCGGUUGCAGGCGCGCUGCUCGGCGGCGUGUUAGGAGGUCCUCUCGGCCUGUUGGCUGGAUUCAAAGCUGCAGGAGUGGCGGCCGCUGUGGGAGGGGGAGUCCUGGGCUUUGCUGGGGGUAACCUGGUCCAGAAGCACCGCCAAGCUCGUGUGGAUCAGCAGAUGAAACAGCUGACGCCGGUGGACGAAUCAGAGCAAAGCAAGGACAAAUGACCCGACACUGACCUUUACACCUCCAUGAGAGGUGAAGAGACUCCUUGUCUGAGCACCUCUGCUACCAAGCACUUUGUAGAGCCAUUAUGAAACAGCCUUAAGGAGGAGUUGGAGGAGUUUCGGUGAGCGGUGAAAGUGUUUUUUAGCCACAGUAACACUACAGCUUCCGGUUACGUGUUGAACCUGAAGAUAAUCAGUAAUAAUAAUGAUGUAAAUAUCUAUUCAGAAGCACAAAACUGCAUCUGUGUACCAAGUUUCUGCCGCUCUUCAGGUUUCCCAGGGCUCACACACUUCCUCUGAGCUAACUUACAAUAAAUGUUUUUAAAGAUA